AUGGCAACACAGUACCAGCUACCAUUCCAGCUAUCUGAUCCCAGUCUCCUUCAUUUUGAUUCCUACGUCAAUGAGAAAUGGGUGGCUGCAAAGAGUGGCAAGCGGUUCGAAGUUCUUGACCCCGGUACCGAUAAAGCCUGGGCAAGCUGUCCGGCAAACUCAGGAGAAGAUGUCUCCGAGGCUGUUGAAAGCGCCCACGCCGCAUUCGAAAAGUACCGCAAGGUCAACCCGCGCCAGAGGGCCAAAUGGCUACUCAAAUGGCAUGACCUGACCCUAGCAGCUCGCGAUGAUCUGGCGCAAAUUGUUACUCACGAGACUGGAAAGCCUCUGGCGGAGGCAUAUGGCGAGAUUGACUACUCCCUUGGAUUUUUAUGGUUCUUCUCUGGAGAAUGCGAACGCAUUCAAGGCAGUGUCUCACAGGCUGCUGCUCCCAAUCGCCGCUUAUUUACCAUCAAAGCGCCCAUCGGAGUGGCCGCGGCUUUGACUCCUUGGAACUUCCCCGUUGCCAUGGUUUUGCGGAAGGCUGGAGCGGCUUUGGCAGCUGGCUGUACUAUGGUUGUAAAGCCUAGCCCCGAGACGCCAAUCUCCUCGCUUGCUUUGGCAGUUCUUGCUUCCCGUGCUGGUUUCCCUCCAGGUUGCAUCAACAUCCUGACCACGGAUUUGGACAACACACCAGUGCUGAGCGAGACACUAAUCAAACACCCACUUAUUAAGAAGGUCUCGUUCACUGGCUCGACUCGGGUCGGAAAACUAGUUGCCUCGCACUGUGCUCAAGGCUUGAAGAAAGUGACACUUGAAUUGGGCGGCAAUUGUCCAUUCAUUGUCUUUGAUGAUGCCAAUCUCGACCAAGCGCUCGAGCAGCUCAUGGCACUAAAGUGGCGUCAUGCUGGUCAGGCAUGUAUUACCGCCAAUCGGAUUUACGUGCAAUCCGGUAUCUUCGAUCGCUUCGCUGCUCUUUUGAAGGAGCGCACGGCUGCUUUAGUCGUCGGCCAUGGAUCUGCACCUGGCACCACAAUGGGACCGCUGACAACACCUCGCAGCAUUGAAAAGGCCACUGCUCAGAUUGAGGACGCUCGCCGUCUUGGAGCCGACGUUCUUUUGGGUGGUAACCCACUCACGUCAAAGCCAGGCUACUUCUUCGAGCCGACAAUUCUUUCGGGCAUGACUGAGGAGAUGCUUAUCUCACAGGAAGAAUCAUUCGCCCCCAUUGCAGCCUUGUACCGGUUUGAUACAGAGGAUGAGGCGGUCAAGCUGGCCAAUGAUACUAGCAUGGGUCUGGCUAGUUAUGCGUUCACUAAGAAUAUCGAUCGCAUGUGGCGUCUUUUAGAGACCCUGGAAGCAGGAAUGAUCGGCAUGAACACAGGCAAUCAAUCGGCGGCUGAAUCGCCUUUCGGUGGUAUUAAGGAGUCUGGAUAUGGAAAGGAGAGUGGAAAGGAUGUGGCGGUUAAUGAAUACCUGAUCACCAAAACGGGAACCUUGACACUCGAGGGACACUAUUGA
Messenger RNA from Penicillium brevicompactum, 1500 nucleotides. RefSeq names its product NAD-dependent succinate-semialdehyde dehydrogenase. Gene Ontology annotation, molecular function: succinate-semialdehyde dehydrogenase (NAD+) activity. Lineage: Eukaryota; Fungi; Ascomycota; Eurotiomycetes; Eurotiales; Aspergillaceae. The coding region runs from base 1 to 1500 and encodes 499 amino acids. The record is from RefSeq and is a predicted model, not a curated record. The transcript is spliced from 5 exons.